Cinclus cinclus is the source of this 1866-nucleotide messenger RNA. Its product is annotated as sulfotransferase 1 family member D1-like. Gene Ontology annotation, molecular function: sulfotransferase activity. Gene Ontology annotation, cellular component: cytoplasm. Lineage: Eukaryota; Metazoa; Chordata; Aves; Passeriformes; Cinclidae. The transcript has 7 exons. Gene Ontology annotation, biological process: sulfation. Bases 840 to 1742 code for a protein of 300 amino acids. The record is from RefSeq and is a predicted model, not a curated record.
CCUGAAGCAAGAGCAGCACCUACUCCAUCAUGGCUGAUUCCUGUAUUGUACAGUCUGCUGAAUCAGAUCAUCCAGGAUGGAGCAGAUCAGCUUAUUCAGCCCUUUCCCACAAGAGGCAUUAAAGGAGCACCCAGGAAGACAGAGAGGGAGGCACCCCCUGCUUGCAGCACCCUCAGCCAGGUCCUGGCCAAUCUGGUUCCCAGGACAAGCAGGGACACUGCAGGACAACACAGUAUUAAUGAAGUGGUGGGGGAAGGGAGGCAGAACCCACUACAAAAACUGUCCCAGGCCCCAGCUGCUGGCACUUUGAACUUCCUUCACAUCCUCUCUGCUCCAUAGCUGAGAGGCUCUUGUUACACCAUUACAGUUUGGGUGUGUUGGGAGGGUGGAGGUGCCAGGGCUCCUGGGCACCAGAGCAGAUGGAAUCCUGAGAGGUAUGGCUGCAACAGGGCCCCUGGGUGGCAGAGUUGUCCCUGCAGUUCCACAACUUUGUGGCACUCCGUGGCUGUAGCUGGGGGACAAGUGCAGACAGAUGGGAGGAGAGGUGAUGCAGGCUCCAUUCCCAACCCCUCAUGGCUUGGACUUAUUGGAUGGCCAGCAUCCACAUUAGGGUAGUAUCAUACCAGGAAUCAGGGCAUCUUCCUGUGGCACUGGCAAUACCUCUGCCACAUGUGAUCCGGGCUGGACUUUGCCUGAUGGGGCACUGCCCUGAGCACAGUCCUGUCACAGGAUCCAGUACUGCCCCAGGCACAGUCCUGGCACAGGAGCCAGCCAGUCUGGAUGUUGUGUAGCCUGCCAGCAGGGAAGACAACCAGUGUUGUGUGGACCCCCUGUUAGCCAUGGAGCAGGAAUAUGCAAUCAGGCAGAAGCUGGGAAGCCUCCAUGGCAUCCCCCUCUUCCAGAGCUUCAUCGAGGGCUGGCCACAGGUGAAGGCUUUCCAAGCCCGUCCAGAUGACCUGCUCAUCUCCACCUACCCCAAAUCAGGCACAACAUGGCUGAGUGAGAUCAUGGACAUGAUCUACCACGAUGGGAAUGUGGAGAAGUGCCAACGGGAUGCCAUCUACAAUCGCGUGCCCUUCCUGGAAAUGAAGGUCUCCAAGGGUCUGAGUGGUGAGCUUCCCCAGCCCGGCAUUGAGCAACUGGAGAAAGCCCCAUCCCCACGGCUCAUAAAGACCCAUCUCCCUGUCCAGCUCCUCCCAACCUCCUUCUGGGAGAAGAAGUGCAAGAUUAUCUACAUGGCCCGCAACCCCAAGGAUGUUGUCAUCUCCUACUACUUCUUCCACCAGAUGGCCAAGAUACACCCUGACCCUGGCACAAAGGCUGAGUUCUUGGAGAACUUCAUGGCUGGCAAAGUGGCCUACGGGUCCUGGUACGACCACGUGCGUGGAUGGUGGGAGAAGAAGCAAGAGAAGAAGAUACUCUACCUCUUCUAUGAGGACAUGAAGAAGGACCCACGGCAGGAGGUGCAGAAGAUCUUGCAGUUCCUGGGCAAGGAGUUGGCAGAGGGAACAGUGGAGAGGAUCCUGCACCACACCUCCUUCCAGGAGAUGAAAAAGAACCCUGCUGCCAACUAUGAGACCAUGGUCCCCACCUUGAUGGAUCACAGCCUCUCCCCCUUCCUCCGGAAAGGGAUCUCUGGAGACUGGAAGAACCACUUCACUGUGGCCCAGAAUGAGCACUUCAACCAGCACUACCAGGAGCACAUGGCAGGUUCUGACCUCUACUUCGAGAUGGAAGUUUGAGAGGCUCAUCUCUCUUCCCAGGAAGACUGUGAUUCUCCUUGCUCUCCCAGUGGAGAGAGUGGAUCCAGAUGGAGAUUCUUGCACUAAUUCACUUUCCCCCCUGCAAUAAAUUGUGAUAAAUGGA